CUUAUCUCUUCUAUAUAUCAAUAUAUUUUAAGACAGGAAUUUUAAGCUCAUCCAGAUCUGUUACAACUAUUAUUUUAAUUAUUUGACAUUAAAUUUAGUUACCGGGAUGAAAAUGCUUUACAAAUGCUCCUCUUUAAUGAAAAACAUUGUAACUUGCUAUGUAAAACCCUUCUAAUUAUUGUAUACUUCUUUCAAGAGGAGUUUCCGCUUACAUGUUUCCGGUCAACAUCUACCAUGGCAGCCGAAGCCGCACCGUGAGGGGAGAGUUGGGUUUAGCCAGGGAAUACACAUGUGGACGAUUCACUGGCCUGCUCAGCUCGAUGGCUUGCACCCUAUAGUGGGUAUGGCUAUGAAAGACGCAGAUCUACACAGCAACGGAAUCAAUGUGAGUGGACAACAUCCACAACGAGGUCUACAACGUCGCAGGCGACGACGAAGACGACGAUGAGGAUGUUGUUGGUGUGGACGGUGGCAGAUUGCCGCCGGACGAAGAAGCUGGUGGCCAAGCUGCAGUAGCUGUACGCGGUCGCAACCGUGGAGCGGUGGCAAGAAGAGGACGUGUUCGACGUGGGGCAGUGGCAGCACGCGGGAGACGAAGACAUGUGAUGGUACCAGAGGUUCCCGAUGGAGGUGGACGUGCCCCACCAGCAGCGGUGGCCCCUGGAGCUGAAGCAGUGGAAGCUUUACCUGUUUUUGCUGCUGCUGUUCCAGUACCUCCUCCUGGUCCAUUGGUCUUUCCAGCUCCUCAAGCCCUACCAGUGGUACCACCCAUUCAGCAUUUUCUAAUGGUAGUUGACGGUGCAGCACUACAAGCACCAGUUUUACCACCUGUUCCAGUUGUGGGUCAGCAGCUAGUGAUAAAUCACUGCCUCGUUUGCCUGGAGCACAAGGAAGUGAUUAUGGUAGCUGUUCCUUGCGAACAUCCCACUGUCUGCGAGGACUGUGCCCCACAACUGGAACGAGAACAUCGGUUUUGCAUAGCUUGA
This is a messenger RNA of Homalodisca vitripennis (glassy-winged sharpshooter), 986 nucleotides long. Its product is annotated as msx2-interacting protein-like. The coding region runs from base 606 to 986 and encodes 126 amino acids. Lineage: Eukaryota; Metazoa; Arthropoda; Insecta; Hemiptera; Cicadellidae. The transcript has 3 exons. The record is from RefSeq and is a predicted model, not a curated record.